CGUAUUGCCCCCGUCUCUCCAUACACCUCUUUUUAUGUCACGUCAUAGCAAUGCCUAGUUAUCGGAAAUUAAAGUCUUGACAGUUAAAAUUUAGAUUUUCGCUGUGGUUUAAAGCGUGUCUCCUUUAGCCUACUUUAAUCAGGGAUCUGGCGAAUCUUGAAUCUGUCCUUCUUAGAUGAGUAUGACCUUGUCUUUUUCCGUAUAGCCUUAGCAAGUGAGAUACCAACUGAAAAAAAAUGCGGUAAAGACGACUUAAAACGGCCUCGCUUGCCUAAAAUAGAUUUGUUGUUACAUAUGCGAUAUAUUUCGUUAUUUUUUAAAUCCAGGCGUUCGUCGUGUGAUUGCGGUAGCGCAUGUCAGGCUACAGCACUAUAACAGCCGUAGAUGACCGGAGAAAGUGAAUAGGGGAACCCUAGCGAGAUACGGAUAGCAGGUACUGUGCGCUGCUCACUUCGUUGAGAUGUUCACACAAGACGGUGGUGAGACAUUUGGGACGUUAUUAGAGAUUUCGCAUCAUGGUUAAUAAUUCGGUUUCUCUUGCAUGACACAUGCCUGGCAAUUUCAUGUUUAGAAUGCUGGACCAGGACCAAACGACAGUCUCGCAUGACUAAGAAGAGAAACCUUGUAAUUGCUGAUGAGGUGUUAUUUAAAUAUCGUGUGAAGGCGAUGCAAUUGCGAACGCUACUCAGAGUAAACGCACAAGACUGCCCUAUUUAGUUUUCAAAAAACAUUGGACACCGACUUCGCUGAAAAAAAUGGCAUACUACGAUCCUUCGGGCAGGGAUUUACUAGGAAACAGAUCAAUUUGUUUUAUGUUCAUCUGUGCUUUUGGACUGGUCACUGUUUUACAGCAGAUUCUUUAUGGGAAAAACUACUUGAAAAGGUACCUUGAGCAGUAUGAAGGUCCUUACGAGUUCAACUGCAGCACAUGCAAGAAGCUGAGGCAGAAUAUUGUGGGAGUGCGGGUCCUCUCCAUGGUGAAGACUGCAGACCUGUUUGAAAGAUGGAAGAGCCUGCAAGUCUGCAAAUGGGAGCAGAACAAGGCAGAGACCAAUGCCUUCAAGAGUUUGUUGUCCCGCUGCUGCAAUGCCCCCUCCUUCCUCUUCACCACCAAGAGGAACACGCCCUCGGGGACCAAGCUGAAGUACGAGGUGGACAGCAGUGGGACCCUGCCCAUCAGCUCCGAGAUUUUCAGGAUGUUCCCAGACGAUAUGCCUUACACCAGGUCCCAGUUCAGGAAGUGUGCAGUGGUUGGCAAUGGGGGAAUCAUCAAGAACAGCAAAUGUGGGAAGGAGAUUGACUCUGCAGACUUUGUGUUUAGGUGUAACAUUCCUCCCAUCUCUGAAAAUUAUGCCGUAGAUGUUGGGCACAAGACGAAUAUUGUGACAAUAAAUCCAAGUAUUAUCACUGAAAGGUUCCAGAAGCUUGAGAAGUGGAGGAAGCCCUUCUUCAAGGCGCUUCAGAACUAUGCGAACAGCUCCGUGGUGCUGCCAGCCUUCUACAGCACGCACAACACCGACGUCUCCUUCCGAGUCAAGUACACGCUGGACGACUUUGACUCGCCCAAAGCCGUGUACUUCUUCAACCCGCAGUACCUGCUGAACGUGCAGCGCUUCUGGUCUCUCCAGGGCGUGCGGGCCAAGCGGCUCACCAGCGGCCUCAUGCUCGCCACGGCCGCCAUAGAGCUGUGCGAGGAGGUGCACCUCUACGGCUUCUGGGCCUUUCCCAUGAACCCCUCAGGCAUCUUCGUCAUGCACCACUACUAUGACAACAUCAAGCCCCGCCCAGGAUUCCACGCCAUGCCCAAUGAGAUCUUCAGCUUCCUGCACCUGCACAGCAGGGGUAUCCUCAGAGUGCACACUGACCCCUGCAGGUGAUGCCUGUCUGCAUCCUGCAGAAUUUCCACCUCAUCUGAGCUCAAUCAUUUCCAAUGAUUUAUUUUUAAGACUCCAGGGCAGCUAUCAGUAGAAGCUGUUCUAUUGUCAAAUGUAAAGCAAUACUCUGGUGUUUCUGCUUUCAUUUAUUGAUCCGUGAGUUGCUAUGUUCACGUCAAUAUAGGUUGGCAGUACUUUAUGCAUUUCCUGUACAAGGAGCAAUAAAACA
Molecule: messenger RNA, 2103 nt
Organism: Megalops cyprinoides (Indo-Pacific tarpon)
Lineage: Eukaryota; Metazoa; Chordata; Actinopteri; Elopiformes; Megalopidae
Product: alpha-2,8-sialyltransferase 8E-like
Exons: 7
Coding region: 756-1877 (373 amino acids)
Biological process (GO): oligosaccharide metabolic process; N-glycan processing
Molecular function (GO): alpha-N-acetylneuraminate alpha-2,8-sialyltransferase activity
Source: RefSeq, a predicted model, not a curated record